Molecule: messenger RNA, 5477 nt
Organism: Laetiporus sulphureus 93-53
Lineage: Eukaryota; Fungi; Basidiomycota; Agaricomycetes; Polyporales; Laetiporaceae
Exons: 15
Coding region: 317-5155 (1612 amino acids)
Biological process (GO): DNA repair
Cellular component (GO): Ino80 complex
Molecular function (GO): ATP hydrolysis activity; ATP-dependent chromatin remodeler activity; DNA binding
Source: RefSeq, a predicted model, not a curated record
CCAAAUCCAAUGAGACCAGGCAUGCUGGGCAAUUUACGGCUAAGAUCUCAAGGCCCGGCCCUACACACCGGGGCGCAUGAGUCCUUCUUUCCUCGACAUCACUUUUCCUCUCCCCCUACACCCCCCCACUCCGGCCACAGUCGCGCAUCACGCUCGCGCACGCAUAGCCGUUGACCGCGAUCGUGUGCUUUUUCGAGAGUCGCACUGCCUGUGUCCACCCAUUGCGCAAGCGCCAGGCUGCAGACAAGACGUGCUACGAUAGCAUUCGCCCCUUGACCUCAUACUCGCUUUUUGUCCUUUUCACACCUUCUCGCCAAUGUCUCUCAAGCAUAUCCUCAACGAUGACCCAUCACCUCCUCCCCGGCUAUCAGCCCCGUCUGCACCAGCUCUUGUGUCUACGCAGCCUGUCGAUUCGGCGUCAAUGACAGUUUCUCCUCCCGCAACCACGUCUCCUCGUCCCGAGGCCACAGACUACGCGCACCCUCAGGCACCACAUGAAUACGAACAGCGCCCGGCACACCAGGAUUAUGGUUACCAGCCUGUGGUGUACCAUGCAGGCGACUGGACAGACAACGGCCACCCUGCUUUGUCACCAACAGGUAAUCACUACCCAGAGCACGACGAGCAGACACCACCAUCUCCCACGAUGUCGAACGGCACGCAGCCAAUGACACACCGGUUCAAGGAGGGAUAUAUUGAAAGCAGCGGGAGGAAGAAGCGAAAGUUCACGGAUGACGAUGAUGAUUACCAACCACCGGGUCAGAAGCGACACUUACGGCGGCAUGUUACACGCAAUCGACAGCAGCCUCGCAAUCACACUCCUGCUACGGACGCUGGAGAGACGGAUCCAUCUGUUGAUGGUCAACGUGAACAGACUGAAGAGGAAGCACGGCUUGCCUCGACAGACUUGGAGGACUGCGAGGAAAUCUGGAUGGGAGAAUUGGGCAACUAUAUUAUUGAGAACCACAAGAGACAGAAGCAGGUUGAUGCUUGGUUUUCUCGCUGGAUCAUCGAGCGAGAUUCGAUUACGGCAUACCAUAUGUCGCAUGCGUACAAGCGGCGUAUAGCGCGGAUACCACCGCCUCCUCCACCACCACCUCCACCUCAGCCUGCGUCGGAAGAGGGAAUCCUUAUGCGCCCUAUGUCUCCAUCUGUGCAAGUGAUAGACGGAUACGAUGGAUCGCAUGCUGAUGUGCGACUCCAUGGAUAUGCCGACGAAGAUACAGGUCAUGAGCUGGAGGAUGACGGACCGACACGGCACAAGGGUAAGGGUAGAGAUACUGGCAAGAGACCUGCCGUCUAUCCGAUUUCGGAUUCAGAAAGCGAGCUUGACAUACCGAUUUCGAAAACAAUGCCUACGCACAAAAAGCGCAAGCUCGCUAACGAUGCCGCAGAGGGGGACGAACUUGAACGGUCCGGUGGCAGCAAGCCGUCUGCGCUGUCUCCUGCACAGAAGAUGUCGCUCUCUGGCAAGGGCAAAGGAAAGGGCAGGCAGCUCCAACGCGAAGACAGCCUUGAGAGCAUUUCUGCGACUUCCAAGUUACGCAAGAAAGGUGGACCAAGGAGAAAGUACGACGCCUUGCCCCCGCAUACACAGGAGCUUCUGGGGGUCCCAUCGGCAUCCGUGUCCGUUGCUGGCGAUUUGACACCUGCCGGGUCCCGACCUGCCUCCCCUGCUCUAACGUCGGUGUCUGCGACAGUUUAUGAACUCGAUGAGAGCAUUCCUCCUUUAAGACGCGCUAAGAAGGUCGACGAAGCGGCUAUGAUCAAGCGUGUCAAGACGCUUGAGGAUGCUCAGCGGAAGGUUUGGACCAAUAUUGCCAGGAGGGAUAUUCCUAAGGUCUACAAAUAUGUUGCACAAGGAUCCAUGUCAAGACGCACGCAGCUGCAGCGCAUCGCCACGCUCGCGUCAAGAGCUGCUCGCAAACCGCUCACCAAGAACAACAAGGCGGUCAAGGACAUCCAGGCGAAGUGCAAGCGGCUCAUGCGCGAGAUGCUCGUUUUCUGGAAGAAGAACGAGAAGGAGGAGAGGGACGUCCGCAAGCGCGAGCAGAAGGAAGCGAUUGACCGGGCCAAGGUCGAAGAAGAGAAGCGUGAGGCUGCAAGGCAGGCCAGGAAAUUAGAGUUCUUGAUCAGUCAGACGGAACUCUAUAGUCACUUCGUUGGCAACAAGCUGAAGACUGCUGAGCUUGAGGGCCGUACCACCCGUGCUCACGUUCCUGCUGGUGCCGAACUUGCCGACGUUGAUAGUAGCACACUACAGGAUAUUGACUUUGACGACGAGGACCAAACCAACAUUCAUCGGCACGCGAGGCACAACGCACAGACGGCGAUUGCGCUUGCGAGGCGGAAGGCGCAAGAGUUUGACACGCAGGCGGCAUUGGAACGCAAGACAAACGAAGCUUUGAAGCUGGCAAAGCGCCAGGCGCAUAUUCGCGCAGACGAAGAUGUCGAGGGCAUGGGCUCUGGAUCCUCGAGCACGCCACUCGUUGAUUUGGAUUCGGAGGAGCUGAACUUCCAGAACCCAACGUCUCUCUCGGGAGAACUUACAAUCAAGCAGCCGAAGAUGCUGAUGGCUACGCUCAAGGAGUAUCAGCUGAAGGGAUUGAAUUGGCUUGCGACCCUGUACGAGCAAGGCAUCAAUGGCAUUCUUGCGGAUGAGAUGGGUCUCGGAAAGACUGUCCAAUCCAUUUCGCUGCUCGCGUAUCUUGCCGAGACGCAUGAUAUCUGGGGGCCGUUUCUUGUCGUGUCUCCCGCGUCCACUUUGCAUAAUUGGCAGCAAGAGAUUACCCGGUUCGUGCCACGAUUGAAGGCACUACCGUACUGGGGAAAUGUCAAGGAUCGAGCUACCCUGCGGAAGUUCUGGAACAAGAAGGAGAUUAGCUAUGACCAAGACGCUCCAUUCCAUGUGCUGAUCACGAGCUACCAGCUGGUGACUCAGGAUCAGCAGUAUUUCCAACGUGUCAAGUGGCAAUAUAUGAUCCUUGACGAGGCCCAGAACAUCAAAAACUCUUCCAGUGCUCGGUGGAAGACGCUUCUUGGCUUCCAAUGUCGGAAUCGCUUGCUGUUGACCGGUACUCCUAUUCAGAACUCGAUGCAGGAGUUGUGGGCCUUGCUGCACUUCAUUAUGCCUAGUCUGUUCGACUCUCACGACGAGUUCAACGAAUGGUUCUCCAAGGAUAUCGAGAAUGCCGCGGAGAACAAGGGUAGUAAACUGAACGAGCAUCAGCUUCGUAGAUUGCAUAUGAUCCUGAAGCCGUUCAUGUUGCGUCGCGUCAAGCGUCAUGUCCAAAACGAAUUGAGUGACAAGAUCGAGGUGGACAUCUAUGUAGACCUGAGCGCUCGACAACGCGCCCUGUACAAAGCGUUGCUGGCCAAUGUUUCCGUUGCGGACUUGUUGGAGAAAGCAGCAAACAUCGGAGAUGCUGAUUCUGCGCGGUCACUGAUGAAUCUCGUCAUGCAAUUCCGCAAGGUCUGCAACCAUCCGGAACUAUUCGAACGUGCAGACGUCGUUGCACCUUACUCAUUCUCUGAAUUUGGACGGUCCGGACCGCUCAAUCGCGAAGGCGAUUUCAUUCAAUUCCCUUACUCUACUCGCAAUCCAAUCGAAUUCUCCAUACCGAAGCUGUUGUAUUAUGAAGGCGGUCUAUUGGAUGUGCCACAGGAAAAUUCAAAGGACACUGCACAUCUAGCACAUCUUAUGAACAUAUGGCGUACAGAUUGGAUUCAUCAAUCAUUGUAUCACGAAGAACGACCUGCUUUCUCAUUCUUGAAGUUCAUUGAUCUCUCGCCCUCCGAAGCUCAUGCGUUCUAUAUGGCAAACACGAUCCAGAGGCAGGUUUUGUCCGCGCACUUAGAGGCAAAACAUAAGGAGUACCAGCCGUAUGACUCCGAUGCAUUGUUUAUCGCGACUCGCGCGUCAAACCCAUAUCGGUUGCCUUCGCGAGUCUCAUUUGGCGCUAUCCAGGACGGCGAGGAUCUUCCACAACUAACGUCAAUUUCGAUGUCAGCGUGGAAGGAAUCUUGCCUGUCUCGAAGGGACCUCAAGUGGUUCAUACCACCUGCUGUCGCUCCUCCCAUCACUAUGUAUAGUGCUGAUCGCACAUUUGUCGAACGUGAAGUGCAGCUCUUCGAGUCUCCGACGGAGUCCUUGGCACUCUAUGGACUGCCACCGUCCCUCUGGGACUCUGAGAGUGCUUACUCGCAAUACCAAGAGCAGUAUCCCGGGCUGCAAGCCUCAGGUCUGAUUGGUGCUUCAUCGCCAGAUCAGCUACCGUUGUCGACGAUGCAGGUACCGGAGGCGAAGAGACUCAUUUACGACUCGGCGAAGUUGGCUCGCCUUGAUUCUCUACUACAAGAAUUGAAGGCGGGCGAUCAUCGGGUCCUGAUCUACUUCCAGAUGACGCGCAUGAUGGAUCUGAUGGAGGAGUAUCUUAUCUAUCGCCAAUACAAAUACUUGCGUCUCGACGGCUCCUCUAAGCUGGAGGAUCGACGGGACAUGGUUAUGGAGUGGCAGACUAGGCCAGACAUUUUUAUCUUCCUGCUAAGUACUCGUGCGGGAGGGUUGGGCAUCAAUCUUACUGCUGCGGACACGGUCAUCUUCUAUGAUCACGAUUGGAAUCCCUCGAAUGACGCUCAAGCAAUGGAUCGUGCUCACCGCCUCGGCCAGACGCGCCAAGUGACCGUGUAUCGCCUCAUCACUAAGGGUACCAUCGACGAGCGCAUCGUUCAGCUGGCCAGAGUCAAGAAAGAUGUGCAAGACAUUGUUGUUGGCAAUAAGAGCUUCACCGACGUCACAAAACCGAGCGAAAUUGUCCAACUGUUGCUCAACGAAGACCAACUGGCGGGUCUGGAUAGCAGCAGCGAUGCGUCCAAGAGCAAAGGCAAAAGGCCGGCCACAGAUGCGACGCAAGCCAAUGGAAAUGUGAUUCGUGAUCUCUGGAACGAAGAAGGUGACGAGUUUUUCGGGCAUUCUACGGCAGCUCAGAAUGGAGCCAGCAUCGAGGCGAUCGAUGAAGACGCAGGAACGCCCGUGCCCACCCCGAGUGGCCGCGGGCGCAAACGCGGAGGCGGUGCUGGAACGACUCGAGGUCGGAAGCCUGGUCAAAGAGGUAGAAGGAAGGCCAAUGUAACCGGCGGCGACGGUGAUUCAUAGUCAAUGCUCCGCUAUUUUGUUUUGAUUUUGGGCAGCCCAUGGCGAUCCAUCGUACUUUAUGUCACAGCGGUCUGUGUACUUUAUAAUUCAUUCCUCAUUAUAGCUAUUGUACUUUCUUCCUAGAUCUGCCUUCGUGUAUCAGGACCUAUUAGCUUUGAAUUAUGUACUCUCGCACUGAUACCAAGUACUGUACUUUCUGUGUUUAUCCGAGAUGCGGUGCACAAUCACUACAGCUCAUCUUGUCACAAUCACAUCGAAAUUAGUCCUUGAAUAAAACUUAGUAGGAUCGAGAUAUCGAAUAACAAAUCUAGCGUUGGCCGAC